Molecule: messenger RNA, 723 nt
Organism: Cannabis sativa
Lineage: Eukaryota; Viridiplantae; Streptophyta; Magnoliopsida; Rosales; Cannabaceae
Product: copper transporter 5.1
Exons: 1
Coding region: 1-456 (151 amino acids)
Biological process (GO): intracellular copper ion homeostasis; copper ion transmembrane transport
Cellular component (GO): plasma membrane
Molecular function (GO): copper ion transmembrane transporter activity
Source: RefSeq, a predicted model, not a curated record
AUGAUGCAUAUGACUUUCUACUGGAGCAAGGAGAUGACUCUCCUGAUCGACACGUGGCGCACAUCCACCUUCACUGGCUACGCUCUCUCCUUACUCGCUUGCUUCAUCGUCUCCGCCUUCUAUCAGUACCUCGAAGAUCUCCGCCUUCGUCUCAAGAUCGCUUCCGCCGGAAAACCUUCUUCUUCAUCAUCGGAUCAGAAUCAGAUCGACUCAUCUUCUCAAACUCCUCUUCUCCGAAAGAGUAUCGCCGGUAAGUGGUCGAUCGCCAGACUGGCCGGAGCUUUGCUGUUUGGAGUUAACUCGGCGAUCGGUUACCUUCUUAUGUUGGCGAUCAUGUCUUUUAAUGGUGGAGUUUUUGUUGCGAUCGUUUUGGGACUCACUAUUGGUUGCUUCGUCUUUCGUACUGCUGAUGAUGAUGUUACUCUCAUCGUUGAUAAUCCUUGUGCUUGUGCUUGAUUUUUAUCAUACGGUUCUCAUUUUCGAUUUCCAUUUUAAUUUUAUUGUAAAUUUAUAAUUGAAAGUUUUUCAUGAUUCUGUUUGGUUCUCGGGAAAUGUUGAAAGGAAAUAGCAGAAUUAGAAAUGUUCGAACUGGAGAAAAGGAUAAUAUUCAGAGAUUACGAAUACUGAAUUACUGAUUGUUUUUUUUUUUUAAUCUGAUGUAAAUUUACAAUUCAAGAGCUGUGUAAAUUGUUGUUGUUGUUAUUAUUGUUGUUUUCUCUCUAA